AGACCAUCUGACCUCGAAACACCAAGAGAAACAAAUUCCCUCUUGUUUCUAUUCUCGCCAUCUCUCCGAGGAAAAAAGGCUGUUGCGCCGUCGAUAACAUGAAACUCCAGACGGUGCUCCAGGCGCUGUUAAUCGCUGGAGUCUCUGGGGAACCCUUGACUAAUUCGACCCACGAUGCUUCGAGCGGAGACGAUGACCCGAGCAUACUGAAGAACCGAGGAGGUUGGGUUAACCCAGAGGACCUGGCACCGAUGCCGCAGUGUAUCGCGCAACAGGAUCAGUCCGCUUGGUUGGAUGCCAUGACGAAGUGCACUCGCCAUCGAUGUACCUCUUAUUUUAUCUUCUGCACGCACUACCAGUGGCUUACUGAACUGAGCUGUCUGAGCGCUGAGUUCUCGCCCAGCAUUGUGAAGCGCUACAGCAAGUACUGUAGCAGAUCUAUCCUCGCCAAGGCGCAACUCCAUCACUGGAUUCAGACGACAACUGGUAGAAACUGGCUUGUUGGUGUUGGAGACACGAAUAGCUUACAAAGCCUAUCACCCAAAAGUCUGACCGAUGGAUACGCAUCCAUAGGUAUUGCCAAUAAAGCGCCAGAGUGCCUGAGAGAGUCGCCUUCGGCAGGAACUAAAGAGACGUUCGACCUUGUCAUCGGUUCCUGCAGCUUCACAGCCACGACACAACAUACUGGCAAUGCAGCUCGUCCAUGGGAAUACAACAGCCGGCGAAACUCUAUGACAUCUCUCAGUUUCGAUACCGCAAGCUACGACCUGACUAGCAGUCACAUUCCUGCGGGAGAGUAUUUCGAUAAAGCCUGUUUUUGCAACACCUUUGCUAUGCCCCAGCACGAAGAACCAUGCUCGACUUCGAGCCCGAAGGAUCUGGAGACACAGCGGCAAUGGAUGAACGAAACUUGCGGAUAUACGUGGCACGAGCCGGCGCGCCUUCAGCCCCGUGAUAUGAUCCCAUGGCGAUGGAGGAUUUACCCCAGAUUUCCAGAAGACGAUGCCAAAUGCCCUUCUAAUGAAUGGAAGCUGAUCAGUAUCGGCUUGGUCAACUUGGUAACAUUCUUUGCUAUACUACACGCCAACAAGGCACGACAGAGUGACAGCAGCAAUUCCCGUCUGCUGUUCUACAAUCCUGUAAGAUGGAUCUUGGGAGGAAUUCUUCUCGGGUGCAUUCACCUGCUCGCCAAUUUGGCCAACGCAACUAUCAUUCAGGCCACCCCUGGCUACGAGGACGUUCCUGCCAUCCAGCUCAUGUUGCUUUGGUGUUCACUCCCUCGCCUCGUUUGGCUUCCUAUAUCGGCCCACGGCACCAAGAACUCAGGAUUCCAGGACAUGACCUCCUCAAUGUCUGCAAUGUUUGCAGAAGCGAUCCUCCAAGCCUUGUCAUUCUACCACAUGUGUUUGACAGUGAACUAUGGUCGCAUUCACGACCUUUACUUUGGAGCUUUGUCAGGGGCGACAAGAUCACCAUUUGCGGCACUCAUGUUUGGCGGUGCACUUGUAUGGCUGUUCGUUGUGGCGAUGAUGGCUGUGCCAGUCAUCCGGAUGGUACGAACUCGCGGCAAGCUUAGCGAGAAAGAAGAUGGUGUAUCGGGCGCGGAUGCAAAGGAGUGGGCGAGGCCAAAGGAGGAGGAACUUCUGUUACCAAAGUCGCAUACGCGAUCUGAAGGUCACAACUACGGUACCCUUCCAGCCGAAGUCGAGUCUCUUGAUUCGUCUAUGAGACGUCAUUCACGACUUCACAUGGCCAUUGCCAUGGGAGUACCUUUCCUCUGGCUUGCGCAAUGGCUGUUCUGGAUCGGAUUUAUCGGACUGAGCUCACACGAUUUCUGCCUUCCAUCGCUAGAGACUCUGACAGGUGUUUGGCUAGCCUCCUCUCUGGGAAGCGUCAUUAUUAGAUCUUAUCUGUAAUUCUGUAGAUAGCAAACGUAGCAGGAUAUCCCCUUAGUCUCUCUGAUGUAAAUCGUUGUUGCGCCG
Messenger RNA from Fusarium odoratissimum NRRL 54006, 1982 nucleotides. RefSeq lists its product as uncharacterized. NCBI's taxonomy places the organism in Eukaryota, Fungi, Ascomycota, Sordariomycetes, Hypocreales, Nectriaceae. The record is from RefSeq and is a predicted model, not a curated record. The transcript is spliced from 2 exons. The coding region runs from base 99 to 1916 and encodes 605 amino acids.